AUGGGUGUCGAUCGGGAUGGGUGUCGAUCGACACUAGGAGGGAAGUACAUUAAUAAGAGCAUAACGCUUCUUGGAAAUGUCAACAUUAAACUAAGUGACAGUGGAAAGCUAAGGGCACAUAUUCCGUACCGAGAUAGUAAGCUYACUCYAARUCUUCAGCCUGCGCUUGGUGGUAAUGCAAAGACUUCGAUUAUAUGCACUAUGGCCCCAGAAGAGCUAAUAGAAGUUACUUUGUGCUCAGGUCUYGGUUUUCCUUGCCUUUUAUUAUCAUGCCAAGCACAAGAAUAG
This is a messenger RNA of Arabis nemorensis, 288 nucleotides long. NCBI's taxonomy places the organism in Eukaryota, Viridiplantae, Streptophyta, Magnoliopsida, Brassicales, Brassicaceae. The record is from the annotation of a GenBank genome assembly.